Molecule: messenger RNA, 608 nt
Organism: Salvia hispanica
Lineage: Eukaryota; Viridiplantae; Streptophyta; Magnoliopsida; Lamiales; Lamiaceae
Source: RefSeq, a predicted model, not a curated record
GACACAUUAUAGAAGUGUCCUUAAUUAGAUUGAUUAGAGGCACAUUAAAGUUCUCCCACUCCCUCUACGAUCUAAUUAACCCUCUCUAAUUAACCAUCACUUCUCUCCCUUCCUCCACACAACCUCAAUGUCGCAGCCCUAGCUUUGCCGUCGCAUUUCAGCCGCAUGUCGCCGCCGUUCCGCCGCUGCCGUUAACGAUCGCUCAAGCUGAGCGUAAAUCUGAUGAUGAUCGCCGGAGAAGCUCUGGAAUCAAACAUCACGGUGAUCGGACCGCUCGUUCUCCAAGCAAUUGCUCAUUGCACAUCCCCUAAUCAAAUCGAAGGCGUACAUCCGCGAUUUCACAUCAUCGCUUCACUACGUAUGCACUUCCAACUUCUCUAUUUCAUCCCGUCCACAUUCUUCAGGUAUCCAUCUCAUCAAGCGAAGAAAGGUUAUCUGAUAAUGACAUACUGGAUUCCGGAUGGACCUUUCUUGCUUUCUUCUAAUGCUAGUCAUUAUGUUGAAGUUGGCUCCUUUGUAAUCAAUCAUAAAGAUGAGUGGUACAAGAAAAACAUACUACUCUAGAUCUUCUUCAUCUUUGGAAAAUACCCACUGGUUUAAUUCUUGAG